AUGUCUAGCAAGGUGCCCAAGGUUAGGCUGCCCCCUCUUCCACGGCUAAAGGUCAAGAAUCCCAUUAUCGAGAAAGAAGCUAACAAAUGUUUAGUUCUAAUGUCCAACCUAUUGCAAUGUUGGUCAUCGAAUGGACACAUGAACCCUGCAUGUGAUGAGCUAGUAACACAACUAAAGGCUUGUAGCUCAGAUAAAGCUGCAUACACUAACAAGUCACCUCGUAAGAAUACUAUAAACUACCAUGCCGCUAGACUGUAUCCUAGAAUUAGCGGUAAGCCGCAUGAUUGA
Messenger RNA from Eremothecium sinecaudum, 288 nucleotides. RefSeq names its product mitochondrial 37S ribosomal protein mS37 (gene MRP10). Gene Ontology annotation, molecular function: structural constituent of ribosome. Gene Ontology annotation, cellular component: mitochondrial small ribosomal subunit. The coding region runs from base 1 to 288 and encodes 95 amino acids. NCBI's taxonomy places the organism in Eukaryota, Fungi, Ascomycota, Saccharomycetes, Saccharomycetales, Saccharomycetaceae. The transcript has a single exon. Gene Ontology annotation, biological process: mitochondrial translation. The record is from RefSeq and is a predicted model, not a curated record.